UGUUAUCGUGUUUGUGCAUCGUGGUGCUGACGCAGACGCACUUCGCUAUCCGCGGUGACCCGGACUCGGACUGUUGGGCUUUGUGACGUCAAUGCUUGGUGUGAUAGUGGCUCGAGCAUGUAUAUAAGCAACCGCCCCUUGUUUCUUCCGGGGGUUGUUAGAUCGUUAGUUGUGUGACCGAAUAAACAUGUGUUGCACUUAUCACCGUGUGCUGCCUGCCGGCUUCGCUCCUGCGUAGGCGAAGAUAUAAUAGUGGCGACGAGGAUGGGAUCCGUGUGAAUCCGCACGGCCGACAGACGCCAGGCACUUUUGGGAGCGGAAGACUUCAACAUGGCAGCGGCUGGCAAGUUCGAACCCUUCCUCGAGGACGGAGACGAGGAUUUCGAAUCGUACAUCGAGCGGUUCGAGCACUUCCUUCGGGCGACCCAGGUGAGCGACGACCUCAAAGUUUCGGUGUUGAUUACCGCUAUUGGGAAGAAAACCUAUCGCACGCUUAAAAAUCUACUAGCUCCCAUGAAGCCCGAGGAGAAAGAAUAUGCGCCACUAAUUCAAGCCCUCAAGAAGCAUUAUGCUCCGGAACCCAUGGUCAUAGCGGAACGUUUCCAAUUCAACCGCCGGAUUCAGCAGGACACAGAACCGGUGGCGGGCUUUGCGUUGGAAUUGAAGAGUCUGGCUGCCUCCUGCAAUUUCGGGGCAUUUUUGGAUGAAGCUUUGCGGGACCGUUUCGUUGCCGGGCUGAAAGACGAGAUAACGCAAGCAGAGCUUCUGAAGAGGGCCACACUGACGUUUGCAGAGGCGUGCGAACUAGCUCGAAGUAUUGAACUAGCCCGUUCCGAGACGAAGAAAUUCCAGCCGGAGGGGCAACAACUAGGUGUCCAGGCCGUACAACGACAAACUCUGAGUUCAAGGUCGGGACAGCCGCGGGGAGACUACAUGGAAACCAGAGCAGCGAAAGAAACAACCGGUUGGGCUUGUUACCGCUGCGGAGCCACCUCCCACACCGACGAAAGGUGCCCGUUCAGGAAAUACCGCUGCCGCGCCUGCAAACGAGUGGGCCACUUGGCAAGAGUGUGCCGGUCGUCCGGCAGCACAGCGCACUAUGCGGAGGACAGUAGUGGUGAGGACAAUCUUUUGCUGCAGAAUGUAUUUUCGUGUAACGAGAGUGUCCGAAACUAUACGGUAAACGUACGGGUCGGGGGUCGUAAUGUGCCGAUGCAGAUAGAUACGGGCGCGUCUGUUUCUAUCGUCCCCGAGACUCUCUAUCAGCGACACUGGGCCGGGCGACCGUUGUUGCCGUGUAGCAUAAAGCUAAAAGCCUAUGGGGGAACGCCGUUAGCGGUUCUGGGCAAGCUGAUGAUGCCGGUAGAGCACAACAACCAGACAGCGACACUGCCUCUGAUCGUUGUCCGUACGUUGCAAAAGAGUGAGACUGCGUUGCUAGGGCGAAACUGGUUGGAAUCUCUUAAAUUGGAUUGGUUGAGUGUGGGUAGGGUGGCGAUCGAUCGAGUAGCUAGCUUGCUUGAAAGGUUCUCGGAAGUGUUUGAACCAGAGCUCGGACAGAUACCGGAUUGUCAAGUAAGCUUGUUGCUGAAGGAUGGCACAACACCGGUCUUUUGUAAACCUCGGCCGGUGCCCUUCGCACUCCGAGAUCCCGUUUCCCAACAAUUGAGGGCCUGGCAGAACGCAGGGGUGAUUGUUCCCGUCCUAAAAAGCGACUGGGCCACGCCGCUGGUGGUGGUUCCAAAAGGAGACAAAACGGUCAGGAUUUGCGGAGACUACAGAAUGACGGUGAAUCCCUGCUUGCGCACCGAUCAUUAUCCGCUGCCAGUCAUGGAAGAUUUGUUUGUAGCCUUGCAUGGGUGCAAAUAUUUCACUGUGCUGGACCUUUCAACCGCGUAUCAGCAGCUGCAGUUGCACCCUGACUCGCAGUCUUUGCUCACGAUAAAUACGCACAUGGGGCUGUUUAAGUUUACGCGCCUACCGUAUGGGAUAACCAGUGCACCCUCGAUAUUUCAGGCAGUCAUGGACGAUGUUCUAGGAGGCCUAGAUAGAGUCGCCUGCUACCUGGAUGAUGUGUUGAUUGCCGGGGAAAGUUUUGAGGAGAGUUGGAAAAAGGUGGAAAGCGUGCUGACAAGGUUCAAGGAACGAGGCAUUAAACUGCGCAAAGAAAAGUGCAAGUUUUUCCAAACAUCGGUGGCGUAUCUGGGUCACGUGCUGGACGGAAAUGGCAUUCGGCCAUCCGAUAAGGUGCGCGCUAUCAAAGACGCGCCGACACCCAAGAACAAACAGGAGCUUCGAGCAUAUUUGGGCAUGCUCAAUUUUUAUGCAAAAUUAAUUCCGAACAUGUCAGCAGAGCUGAAACCAUUUUACGAGUUGUUGGGCGAAAAUGUUAAGUGGAAAUGGACGGACAGGGUGGCGGAUACCUUUAAGAGAUCUAAGGAUUGGCUUAUGCAUCCCAGAGUACUAACAUACUACAAUCCGGAUCAGGAACUGGGUAUGGUAUGCGACGCCUCGGCAUAUGGACUAGGGGCGAUCUUAUUCCAUAAAAUCGCGGGGGUCGAAAGACCGAUAGCGUUCGCAUCGAGGACACUAAGUCAGGCAGAGCAGGGCUACGCCCACCUGGAGAAUCACCUGCAGUGA
Messenger RNA from Dermacentor silvarum, 2640 nucleotides. RefSeq lists its product as uncharacterized. Gene Ontology annotation, biological process: proteolysis. Bases 331 to 2640 code for a protein of 769 amino acids. The record is from RefSeq and is a predicted model, not a curated record. The transcript has a single exon. NCBI's taxonomy places the organism in Eukaryota, Metazoa, Arthropoda, Arachnida, Ixodida, Ixodidae. Gene Ontology annotation, molecular function: aspartic-type endopeptidase activity; nucleic acid binding; zinc ion binding.